Schizosaccharomyces cryophilus OY26 is the source of this 1149-nucleotide messenger RNA. RefSeq names its product 60S ribosomal protein L15. The record is from RefSeq and is a predicted model, not a curated record. Gene Ontology annotation, molecular function: RNA binding; structural constituent of ribosome. Gene Ontology annotation, biological process: cytoplasmic translation. NCBI's taxonomy places the organism in Eukaryota, Fungi, Ascomycota, Schizosaccharomycetes, Schizosaccharomycetales, Schizosaccharomycetaceae. The transcript has a single exon. Bases 72 to 677 code for a protein of 201 amino acids. Gene Ontology annotation, cellular component: ribosome; cytosolic large ribosomal subunit.
AGGUCGAAACUUUUUCUCAGUGACAACGAACUUCCAUCUUGCCUUUUUCGUAGGAAGCCAGAAAAUUAAAAAUGGGUGCUUAUAAGUAUUUGGAAGAGCUUUCUAAGAAGAAGCAAUCUGAUGUGAACUUGUUCUUGUCUCGAGUUCGUGCUUGGGAAUACCGUCAGAUGAAUGUUAUUCACCGUGCUAGUCGCCCUUCUCGUCCUGACAAGGCUCGUCGUUUGGGUUACAAGGCCAAGCAAGGUUACGUCGUCUACCGCAUCCGUGUUCGUCGUGGUGGUCGUAAGCGUCCUGUUCCUAAGGGUCAAGUCUACGGUAAGCCCGUCCAUGAAGGUGUUAACCACCUCAAGUACCAACGCUCUCUCCGUUCCACUGCUGAAGAGCGUGUCGGUCGCCGUUGUGCUAACUUGCGUGUUCUUAACUCCUACUGGGUUAACCAAGACGCUACCUAUAAGUUCUACGAAGUCAUCUGCGUCGAUCCCUCUCAUAAGGCCGUCCGCCGUGAUCCUCGUAUCAACUGGAUCUGCAACUCUGUUCACAAGCACCGUGAGGCUCGUGGUCUUACCUCUAUUGGUAAGAAGUCUCGUGGUAUUGCCAAGGGUCACCGUUUCAACAACACUCCCAAGCAUGCCACUUGGCUCCGUCACAACACCUUGUCUCUUCGCAGAUACCGUUAAGGUGGGGUUAUUUUAUCGUUUUAUCUUCUGGCUCAAAGAAAUGGUACAAUUCAAAGUUUCAGGUUCAAUUGGAAAAGUUUUAUGAGACAGUAGAGAAGAAUAAGUCUGGUGCGUAGCAUAAGGUUCAAUUCGUAGAGUUUCGUAAAAGAUAUAGCAAAGCCAAGUACUCUAUAAGCUAUCGGAUGGGUUUUUGGUAAUGCAGUACAAUAGAUUUUUGAAAAAUGGUACUGGAGUAUUAAGUUGCACCAAAAGUCAUUUAUGCUUUCUGAUAGCUCAACAAAUGAAGUUAGACGAAGAAGAAAUGCUUGAUUACUAAUAAAAUGAGUUAAGUAUUAGUUCAAAUAACUUCGGUAUGUCUGUUUGCAAACCUUGCUUCAUUGCUUUUACACUUGAUUUGUCUACUAUUCCCAAGUUGAAUUAAUAGCGCUGUAUGGACCCAAAUGAAAUUCCAAACUACAUAUUUCUCAUUGCA